This is a messenger RNA of Zophobas morio, 1258 nucleotides long. RefSeq names its product procathepsin L-like. The record is from RefSeq and is a predicted model, not a curated record. Gene Ontology annotation, molecular function: cysteine-type endopeptidase activity; cysteine-type endopeptidase activator activity involved in apoptotic process. The transcript is spliced from 3 exons. The coding region runs from base 214 to 1203 and encodes 329 amino acids. Gene Ontology annotation, cellular component: lysosome. Gene Ontology annotation, biological process: positive regulation of peptidase activity; positive regulation of apoptotic signaling pathway; immune response. NCBI's taxonomy places the organism in Eukaryota, Metazoa, Arthropoda, Insecta, Coleoptera, Tenebrionidae.
AGAGAAAAUCACGCCCUAAAAAAUGUCAAACGUCCAACAAGACCUUUGACCCUCUUAUUCGGUCAUCUUGAUAAACUGAUUCCACUUUUUGUUUAAAACAGCGAAAACAAAAUUGAAGUGUUUUUAUGCGAUAAAUAAAUAAUAAACUCAUUUGCGUCAGGUCAAGCUACCAAAAAUCAAUUGCUGAGAGUGUUCGCAAGAGAAGACGUCAAAAUGAAGUUUUUUCUCAUAUUAAUCGCGGUUUUUAUGCCAUCGUUUUCGAACCCUAUGAAAGAGGAAGUGCAGAGACGCUGGAACGACUACAAGACACUCUACCAAAAAUCAUACGACGAUUCAGAAGAACAAAAGCGUUUUGACAUUUUCGAAACCAACUUACGCACAAUUGAAGACCACAACAAACAGUAUGGCGACAAAAAGGUGUCUUAUAAGAUGGCUGUGAAUCAAUUUGCCGAUCUAACCUGCGACGAGUUCGCCCAGUAUUACGCACGUGGGUACAAACCGAGAAACACAGAAAGUAAAGUAAUUCCGAAAACUAAAUCUAUAUAUGAUGAGGUCCCUGAAGAGAUAGACUGGAGGGAAAAGGGCGCAGUCACGCAAGUAAAAAAUCAAGGAGUUUGUGGCGCUUGUUGGGCUUUCAGUACGACUGGCAGCUUGGAAGGUCAAAAUUUUCUCAAAAAUGGUGUUCUAGUGUCUUUAAGCGAGCAAGAACUGGUUGAUUGUAUUAUAGCCAGAUCGUUGCGAGGUUGCAAUGGAGGUUUUCUAGAUGUAGCUUUCCAAUACGUCAUAGACCAUGGACUUUCCACAGAAGAUGAUUAUCCGUACGAAGAGGCUGAUGGUAUUUGUCACAGGGGCGAUCUUCCAUCUGCUGUUACAGAAAUUGCGUAUCUUGCGAUUUUUGGUACUAGUGAGGAAGCUCUUAAGGAUGCUGUUGGUACGGUUGGACCCAUUUCGGUGGGUGUGGAUGCCACCAAGUGGCAGUUUUAUAGUGAAGGGGUUUUUUAUGACGCGACUUGUAAAACUGAGGCUAAUAGUUUGAACCAUGCAGUUCUAGCCGUGGGUUAUGGUACCGAAGACGAUGGAGAGUACUGGUUGGUGAAGAAUUCAUACGGGCCGGAAUGGGGGAUGGACGGGUACAUUAAAUUGGCGAGGAAUCGCAACAACACGUGUGGAAUUGCCACGGAACCUUGGUACCCCGUUCUUUAAAUGUAUCAAUUUUUUGUAAGAAUUGUAAAUAAAUAGAUAAAUGCUUGAAUGAAAA